AACAUUUACUCCUAUGGAAUGAAUACAUGAAUAUGCAAACCCAAUAUGUGUGUUAGCGUGAGUUUACAGGAGCAGGAAUGUGGAGCCUGAUUUAUAGACUCACAGACAAACCUGUUUUACUCACGUCACAUAAACACAGAACCAGGAAAUAGAAAUCACGUGAGUUCAGGGAAAGAGAAACUCAGUUGUUGUUGAGCCAUUGUUCGUGUCUCUGUAUUAAUUCGGCAAAAUGGAAGAAGACAGAAUUUCAGUGAAUAAGAACGAGUUCUUGUGUCCGGUGUGUUUAGAUCUCCUGAAGGAUCCAGUGACUACUUCCUGUGGACACAGUUACUGUAAGAGCUGUAUUACAGGCUGCUGGGAUCAAGAGGAUCAGAAGAGAGUCUACAGCUGUCCUCAGUGCAGACAGACCUUCAGUCCAAGACCAGCUUUAGCUAGAAACACCAUGCUGGCUGAAGUGGUGGAGAAACUGAAGAAGACCAAACUCUCUGAUGACUGUGACGCCGGAGCUGAAGAUGUUCAGUGUGACGUCUGUACUGGAAGAAAAUACAGAGCCGUCAAGUCCUGUCUGGUGUGUCUGAACUCUUACUGUCAGAAUCACCUUCAACAACAUGAGAGUUUCUUUAAAGGAAAGAAACACAAUCUGACCGAAGCCACUGGACGACUGCAGGAGAUGAUCUGCCAGAAACAUGAGAAUCUUGAGGUUUUCUGUCACACUGAUCAGAAGUGUAUAUGUAUGAUGUGUACGAUUAUUGAACAUAAAAACCAUGAUAUUGUAUCAGCAGCAGACCAGAGGACAGAGAAACAGAAUCAGCUGAAGGAGACUCAGAAGACGCUCCAGCAGAGAAUCCAGCAGAGAGAGAAAGAUCUCCAGCGGCUGAGAGAGGCUGUGGAGUCUCAUAAGCGCUCUGCACAGACAGCAGUGGAGGACAGUGAGAAGAUCUUUACUGAGAUCAUCUGCUCCAUUGAGAGAAGCCGUUCUGAGCUGAUAGAGCUGAUCAGAGAUCAGGAAAAGCAAGCAGUGAGUCGAGCUGAAGGACGACUGGAGCGACUGGAGCAGGAGAUCAAUGAUCUGAGGAGAAGAGACGCUGAGCUGGAGCAGCUUUCACACACACAGGAUCACAUCCAGUUCCUGCAGAGUUUCCAGUCUCUCUCUGCUCCUCCUGAAUCUACAGACGAAAAUGUCAAUCUCUUCAGGUGUCUCUUCUCUUCUGAUGAUCUGAGAGAAUCUAUUCAUCAGCUGAGAAAUAAACUGGAGGAUUUCUGCAAAAAGGAGCUGAAGAAGAUCUCAGACAGAGUGACAUUCAGCAGCAUUGUUCUCUGGACCAGGAAUGACUUCCUACGAUAUUCCCAUCAGCUCACUCUGGAUCUGAACACAGUGAAUAAACGCCUCCUUCUGUCUGAGAACAACAGAGUGAUUACUUACACUGACACAGAUCAGCCGUAUCCUGACCAUCCAGAAAGAUUUGAUGAGUAUCGUCAGGUGUUGUGUAGAGAGCGUGUGUGUGGACGCUGUUACUGGGAGAUUGAGUGGAGUGGAUAUGUGUUUAUAUCAGUGUCAUAUAAAAACAUCAGCAGAAAAGGACGGGGUGAUGAGUGUGUGUUUGGAUGUAAUGAUCAGUCCUGGAGUUUGUACUGCUCUUCCUCUAGUUACUCAUUCAUACACAAUAACAUACAGACAGAUCUCUCUGUGAAGUCCAUCAGCAGGAGAGUAGGAGUGUUUGUGGAUCACGGAGCAGGAACUCUGUCCUUCUACAGCGUCUCUGACACAAUGAACCUCAUCCACACAGUCCAGACCACAUUCACUCAGACGCUCUAUCCUGGGUUUUAUGUUUUUAUUGGAUCAUCAGUCAAACUGUGUUGAUGAAUCAGAAUGGACUGAUGAGAGAUUGUACCUAUUAGAGAUAGACCGAUAUGUUUAGCCGAUACUGACGCUUAGAGGUCAUAAGAAUGAUAUGUUUGCUUUUUUCAGCUUCUGUAUAUAAGAAAUGGUACCAGACAUCAGGUAUUUUCGUUUGCCCGAAUCCUGUUGCUGAUGUUUGAUGUUUUGAACUUCUCUUGAUGUUUUAACAUAUUAGAGGUCAUUAUACUAUAAAAACAUUGUGUAAGUUUCAGAGCUCAAAACUUCCUUGUUACUCUAAAAACAGCUUAUAUUGAGGACAAUCUUCCAAAAUGACAAGAAGGGUCUGGCUCCAGACGUACACUUGCAGUUCUGAUAUAGUGCCACAAUAAAUAAUAAUAAUAAUAAUAAUCUAAGAAUAAAGUUAUAAUAUUUCAAAAAGUCAAAAUGUUUUGAAAAUAAAGUUUAAAUGUUUUGGGAAUAAAGAGUAAAGUUAUUAUGAGAGUAAGCCUAUAUUAUAUAAUUUGGCACAUGCAAAUGGCCCAGAUUGGGAACACUGGGAGAUAUUCCAAAGUCUGUCAGUUUUAUAGCAAAAUACAAACAAUAUUUAAGUGGCAUUUAAGUCAUAUUUAGCAGUGAUUUGUCUGCAUCUGAGUAACAAACAGAAAAGUGCAUAAUAUUAACAGACAAACUAUGCUCAUGUGUCUAUAAUAAGAGAGUAAGAGUCAGUAAGGAGGCAUACGACAACUCAAACAUUGCUAAGGUUUAUUCCAAAAACUUUUGUCAGUACGUAUUUUAGGAAAAAUGCCAGUAAAAGGGCCUGAAAGUUGAUAAAUAUAGUGCUCGAGUGUCUGUCAAGCUUAAGGUAAUAGGUGGGGGAUAUUUGUGGCGGAGUUCAAGUUCUAGUAUCUUUAGAGCCUCAGUUUCAGACCUUUCAUGAUUAGUAAUACAUACAGCUGUUUCCCAACCACAGUUCAGUGAAGAGGCCUCUCUCAAACGGCAUGCUUUGUGCUCCGAAUGUUGUUUAAAAGACAUACAUAUUGCGGUAUUUUUAAAAAUUCAUAUCAUAAGAAAAAUAAACACCUGUAUUCAGUAUGAACCAGGAUACUGCCAGCAUUACAACACACAUUCUUUUAACUGUAAAUUAGACUAUACUGUUUUUCAUGCCUAUUGAUUUUUCCUUCACUAUAUUUUUCCUUCAUAUCUUGCUAUAAACUAUAAACGCUCUCAAUCAAUAAAAAAAAAGAUCUAAUUAAUCCCAUACUUUUCUGAAAUCACUUGCAGUGAUUUCUUUAAGGCCUGCCGCUGCUGAAUGUGACGUGGUUCUAACACAAAUCUUAUUUAAAGCUUCUUUUUUUUACCUUUUCUGACCAACUUCAGCUUUUAAAGUUUCUAUUAUGAAUGAGUUAAACUGGGCACGAGUGAGACAGCACUGGGCUGCUCCAGGACUGAUCUGAGAACCACGACCAUGUCAUCUAAUAAAAAAUAUGCAGAUGGA
Messenger RNA from Puntigrus tetrazona (Sumatra barb), 3335 nucleotides. Its product is annotated as tripartite motif-containing protein 16-like. Gene Ontology annotation, molecular function: protein binding; zinc ion binding. The record is from RefSeq and is a predicted model, not a curated record. NCBI's taxonomy places the organism in Eukaryota, Metazoa, Chordata, Actinopteri, Cypriniformes, Cyprinidae.